CGGGGAGGUGGGAGGUGGGCGGGGCGAUGCGGGGCGGGGCGGGGCGGCGCCCACUCGCCGCGGGGCCGCUGUCGUUGCAGCGCGGCGGAGGGAGCGGCCGGCGGGACGCGGCCCCGGCACCCGCGGAGCCUCGGAGUCCCCGGAACCUCCCGGACCUCGGCCACCGCCGCCCGGUCACCGCAGCCCCGCCGCCGCCGCCAUGGGCUCCGAACGGGACUCCGAAUCUCCGCGCUCCUCCUCCAUCCACUCGGCCGCCGCCAAGUGCCCGAAGCCCGGCCGCCGCCGCCGCCUCUCCUUCCAGAGCGUCUUCUCCGCCGCCGCCGCCUCCGCCGCGGGCGGCCGCCGCCGCGCCAAGGCCGAGCCGCCGCCCGCCGCCCUGGGUACAGAAAACGCUGUUCCUGCUCACCAGCCUCAGCUCUGUGCUGCUGUGGUGCUGCUCUGGGCUGCGGCUGUGGGCUUGUUCUUGAUGUUUGUCAUUUCAGUUCUAGCAGUGAAAUGUAAAUGCUACGCGGUUAUUGCCUAUGGCUGCGCCAGCUGCCCCAAGCUGACCUGCGAGAGGGACGGCUGCCAGACGGAGUUCUGCUAUCACUGCAAGCAGAUAUGGCACCCCAACCAGACCUGCGACAUGGCCCGCCAGCAAAGGGCGCAGACGCUCCGCGUACGGACCAAGCACACGUCGGGCCUCAGCUAUGGACAGGAGUCUGGGCCGGCAGACGACAUCAAGCCGUGCCCCCGCUGCAGCGCCUACAUCAUCAAGAUGAACGACGGGAGCUGCAACCAUAUGACCUGCGCCGUGUGCGGCUGCGAGUUCUGCUGGCUCUGCAUGAAGGAAAUCUCAGACCUGCAUUACCUCAGCCCCUCUGGCUGCACAUUCUGGGGCAAAAAGCCAUGGAGUCGUAAAAAGAAGAUUCUCUGGCAGCUGGGCACGCUGAUCGGCGCUCCUGUAGGCAUUUCCCUCAUUGCUGGCAUCGCCAUUCCUGCUAUGGUCAUUGGCAUCCCCGUGUACGUCGGGAGAAAGAUCCACAGCAGGUAUGAGGGAAAGAAAACGUCUAAGCACAAGAGGAAUUUGGCCAUUACCGGUGGGGUCACGCUGUCUGUCAUUGCCUCUCCGGUCAUCGCUGCUGUCAGCGUUGGUAUCGGAGUCCCCAUCAUGCUGGCUUACGUCUACGGCGUGGUGCCGAUCUCGCUGUGCCGAGGUGGUGGCUGCGGAGUCAGCACUGCCAAUGGGAAGGGCGUGAAAAUAGAGUUUGAUGAAGAUGACGGACCAAUCACAGUGGCUGAUGCCUGGCGAGCCCUGAAGAACCCCAGCAUCGGUGAAAGCAGCAUCGAGGGGCUGACCAGCGUGCUGAGCACAAGCGGGAGCCCCACGGAUGGGCUCAGCGUGAUGCAGGGCAACUACAGUGAGACAGCCAGCUUUGCUGCCCUCUCGGGGGGUACCCUGAGCGGCGGUGUCCUCUCGGGAGGCAAGGGCAAGUACAGCAGGCUGGAAGUGCAGGCAGAUGUCCAGAAGGAGAUUUUCCCCAAGGACUCGGUCAGCUUGGGGGCGAUCAGUGACAACGCCAGCACUCGGGCCAUGGCUGGUUCCAUCAUCAGCUCCUACAACCCCCAGGACAGGGAGUGCAAUAACAUGGAGAUCCAGGUGGACAUCGAAGCCAAGCCCAGUCACUACCAGCUGGCCAGCGGCAGCAGUACGGAGGACUCUCUGCACGUCCACACCCAAAUGGCAGAAAAUGAGGAAGAAGAGGAGGAGGAAGAGGACGGUGAGCAGGAGCAGAUGUGCAAACACCAAAGCUGUGAGCAAAAGGACUGCAUUACCAGCAAAACCUGGGACAUCACCCUGGCCCAGCCUGAGAGCAUACGGAGUGACCUGGAGAGCUCUGACAGCCAGUCGGACGACGUGCCAGACAUUACCUCGGACGAGUGCGACUCCCCCCACUCUCAGACUGCAGCAGCCUGCCCGCAGACCCCCAAAGCUAGAGGUGCCGAGAGCCCAAGUGCCCAUCUGAGCCACUGUGCCCAAGCCGAGGGGUGUAGGCUGGACGAAAUAGUCAAACUGGAGUGCAUCGAAGCCAGAGUAUGAAGUGGCCUCCUGGUGAAAAGCACACUCACUGUCAUUGCAUCUUUUGGGGCAGAGUUGUGUCCGUGUUGGCUUCUGUUUGCAAUUCUUCAGCUGGCUCCCUGGCCUCGCCUCAAGGAGUCGUCGUUUCUUACGUGACAAAAAAAGAAAAGGAAAAAAACAAUCCCCAACCCUCUUUUUGUUUUAAUUUAUUGAUUCAGGCUCUGUGAGGUGUGUAAGAGUGUAAAUAUGUAUGUGUCUGUAUGUCUGCAACCAUCCUAAAGGACUAUUUGAAUAAAGACUCUGGAUGUCAUUC
Molecule: messenger RNA, 2372 nt
Organism: Oxyura jamaicensis (ruddy duck)
Lineage: Eukaryota; Metazoa; Chordata; Aves; Anseriformes; Anatidae
Gene: RNF19B
Product: ring finger protein 19B
Exons: 11
Coding region: 200-2080 (626 amino acids)
Biological process (GO): protein polyubiquitination; positive regulation of proteasomal ubiquitin-dependent protein catabolic process; ubiquitin-dependent protein catabolic process
Cellular component (GO): cytoplasm; ubiquitin ligase complex
Molecular function (GO): ubiquitin protein ligase activity; ubiquitin conjugating enzyme binding; zinc ion binding
Source: RefSeq, a predicted model, not a curated record